This is a messenger RNA of Anolis carolinensis (green anole), 3771 nucleotides long. RefSeq names its product transmembrane protein 150A (gene tmem150a). NCBI's taxonomy places the organism in Eukaryota, Metazoa, Chordata, Lepidosauria, Squamata, Anolidae. Gene Ontology annotation, biological process: protein localization to plasma membrane. The record is from RefSeq and is a predicted model, not a curated record. The transcript has 8 exons. The coding region runs from base 337 to 1152 and encodes 271 amino acids. Gene Ontology annotation, cellular component: plasma membrane.
GGCUCCUUGCUGUCGUGGCCCCGCCCCCCUGGCGCCAAGGAGGAGGAAGAGCGGGCAGGGCGAGGCCGGCUUGGCCUGGCCCUUCUUCGCCGAGGAAAGAAGGAAAGAAGGGAGGAAAAGGAAGAGGAAAGAAGGAAGGAAGAAAGGAAAGAGGAACGGAGCUGCUGUCGGAUGGUUCCCUGGGGAGGAGGCUUUGCGUCGUAGCCACACCCCCUUUCCUCCCCUCCCUUCCUCCCCCCCUCCUCCCCUCUCCUCCCCCUCCCUUCCCCUUCCCACCCCCUCCCACUCUCAGUCUCCCCUCCCCACACGGUGGACGCUGUGGACCUCCACUCACUAAUGACAGCGUGGAUCGUCCUCCCCAUUAGCCUCUCUGCCUUCUCAAUCACAGGGAUAUGGAUCGUGUAUGCCAUGGCGGUGAUGAACCACCACGUCUGCCCCGUUGAGAACUGGUCCUACAAUGAGUCCUGUGCCGGUGACCCUGCCAAACAUGGCUACCCCAAAAGCUGCUGCACCCUGGAAGACGUCCCUUUGAUCAGCAAGUGCGGCACCUACCCUCCCGAAAGCUGCCUUUUCAGCCUUAUUGGGAACAUUGGAGCAUUCAUGGUGGUCAUGAUCUGCUUCCUGCGCUAUGGACAGCUGGUCGAGCAGAGCCACAGCUCCUGGGUGAACACCACGGCCCUCAUCACGGGCUGCACCAACGCUGCCGGCCUGGUCAUGGUGGGCAACUUCCAGGUGGACUAUGCCAAAUCUCUUCACUACAUCGGGGCCGGGGUUGCCUUCCCGGCCGGGCUGCUCUUUGUCUGCCUCCAGUGCGUCCUCUCCUACCACACCGCCGCCUCCGCCCUGGACUUCUGGAUGGCACACCUCCGUGUCUUCCUCACCACCGUGGCCUUAAUCUCCCUCGUCCUCAGCGGCAUCUUCUUCAUCCACGAGAGCUUUGUCUUGCAGCACCUGGCGGCCAUCUGCGAGUGGGUCUUCGUCAUCGACAUCCUGGUCUUCUACGGCACCUUCACCUACGAGUUCGGCUCCGUCUCCACCGAGACCCUGGUGGCCGCCCUGCAGCAGGCCCACGGCCGCGGGUGCAAAUCCCCCGGCAGCAGCAGCACCUCCACGCACCUCAACUGCAACCCCGAGAGCAUCGCCAUGAUCUGAGCGGGGACAAGACGGACAUCUGGACGGAGGGAGUUUCCCCCAAUGGGGGAAGAGAGAAGCACCUUUGCCCCCCCUCCCUCCCUCUUUCCUCCCCUGCUUUUAAUUUUGUACCAAAAGGGUUCUGCCCUGGUCUUCGUCCUCCUUUCGAGGCCGUUGGACCCUCUUGUCCAUGAGUGGACGCUUGCCACGCGGUGCGCAGCCUUGCCCUCUGAGGUACGGUUUCGGCACCACGGAAGUGCAGGGCCCAGUGCGCCAGUGCCAAAGGGAGCCUCUCCCCUUCCCAAUGCUCCCCAUGGGAUACAGGAUGCGGGACGGGUGUCCCCUCAAGGGGAAGGGUGGCCUCUCACUGCCGGGCCCCACCUUGGCCCCUUUCUCAGAGCCAGCCAGCAGAACAUCAGCAAACAAAGGGGCAUCCCAAUACAUAUAUAUAUAUAUAUAUAUAUAUCUCAUAUUUCUUCGAUUCUAAGAUCCCACCUGCACAGCAUUAUAAUGCGGUUUAGCUGCACUGAACUGCAUUAUAGGAGUCCACACUGCCAUACAAUGCAGUUCCGCUGCAUAUGAGUCCGCACUGCCAUACAGUGCAGUUCAAUUGCGUUAUAUGAGUCUGCACUGCCAUACAAUGCAGUUCAGCACAGUUCACUUGCAUUAUAUGACUCUACAGUGCAGUUCACUUGCAUUAAGAGUCUGCACUGCCAUAUAAUGCAGUUCAAUUGCAUUAUAUGACUACAGUACAGUUAACUUGCAUUAUGAGUCUACACUGCCACAUAGUGCAGUAAAGCUGCAUUGAGUCUACAAUGCAGUUCAGCUGCAUGAAGCUACAUUGCCAUACGAUGCAGUUCACUUGCAUUAGAUGAGUCAACAUUGCCAUAUAAUGCAGUUCAAUUGCAGUAUAUGACUCUACAGUGCAGCUCACUUGCAUUAAGAGUCUACACUGCCAUAUAAUGCAGUUCAAUUGCAUUAUACGACUCUACAGUGCAGCUCACUUGCAUUAUGAGUCUACACUGCCACAUAGUGCAGUAAAGUUGCGUUGAGUCUACAAUGCAAUUCAGCUGCAUGAAGCCACAUUGCCAUACGAUGCAGUUCAAUUGCAUUAUGAGUCUACAUUGCAGUUGCAAUGCAUUAGAUGAGUCUACAAUGCCAUAUAGUGCAGUUCAGUUGCAUUAUAUGAAUCUACAAUGCAGUUCACUUGCAUUAUAUGAGUCUAUAGUGCCGUAUAAUACAGUUCAAUUGCAUUAUAUGAAUCUACAAUGCAGUUCACUUGCAUUCUAUGAGGCUGCACUACCAUUCAGUGCAGUUCAGCUGCAUUAUAUGAGUUUACAUUGCCAUAUAAUGCAGUUCAAUUGCAUUAUAUGAAUCUACAGUGCAGUUCACUUGCAUUAUGAGUCUACAAUGCCAUAUAAUGCAGUUUAAUUGCAUUAUAUGAAUCUACAAUGCAGUUCACUUGCAUUAUAUGAGGCUGCACUACCAUUCGGUGCAGUUCAGCUUCAUUAUGAGUCUACACUCAUAUAAUGCAUUCAGUGCAGUUCAAUUGCAUAUGAAUCUACAAUGCAGUUCACUUGCAUUACGAGUCUACACUGCCACAUAAUGCAGUUCAGCUGCACGAUGAGUCUACACUGCCAUACAGUGCAGUUCAAUUGGGUUAUAUGAAUCUACAAUGCAGUUCAAUUGUAUUAUAUGAGGCUGCACUACCAUUCAAUGCAGUUUAGCUGCAUUAUAAGUCUACACUGCCAUACAGUGCGGUUCAGUGUAGUUGAAUUGUGUUACAUGAAUCUACAACUGCAGUUCAAAAUGUGCCGUUUGCAAAGCGCAGAAAAUUGCGAUCCUUGGAUGCAUCCUAUUUUUAGAUGUGGUUCUGUGGGAAAGAGUACAUCUUAGUAUCGAAGUAAUAUGGCAAGAUAUACAGUUUGUCCCGAAAAAAUGUAUGCACACUUUAAAUGCUUGUAACUCGAUUGAUGUUUUAUCCCCAGGUUAAACCCAUUGGAAUUAAUUAUGGAAACCAGGCUAAGCUUUGAACAAAGGAAAUUCAGUUUAAGUGUGAAGUGCAGACAGGUUAGUAAAGUUUCAAAGCUCAACCAGUGCGAUGUGUUGCCAUGGCUCAAAUGAACCCAAUGGAACUGUUCACAAUGGCUCACUUUCCAGCCAAGCUUAUGUGGAGUUUUCACUCCCAGGAGCAUUUUGAAAUGAGUAUCCUUUGUUCAAAGCUUAGUAUGACUUCCAUUAUUAAUUCCAAAGGGAAAAAAGAAACAUCAAUUGAGCGGUCAGCUUUUAAAGUGUGUAUACAUUUUUUUGGGACAGCCUAUAUGUAUAUAUAACAAUUGGGCCUGACUUUUAGCCAAGCAAAACCAGGGUGCUUCCAGAUACAGAGAUGCCCCAGAGUGGACUUCCGUGGGGCUAUUGUUAUGCCCUCCACCUCCUUGUAUCUGACACGUGACACCGCCACCUUCUUAAUACGCCGACGUCCCACAAACAAGGCAGGUCUCCGGUUUGGGUGCCGAGGAGGAAAGAGCACCUCUUGUCCUCGGUCUGGAUGGUUUGGGUGAGAUGUUUUAGUAUUUUUUAGAAACUUUUUUAUAUAUCUCUCGCUAUAUAUAAAAUGUGUAUAAAAAGAGUUGUAUUGGA